AUGAAGUCGGGCAUGCAGCAAAAUGUAUUGAACGAGAAGAACGUACAGAUCAUGUGCGACUCACCGUUCAUUAUCAAGCUGUACGAGACGUACAACGGCACCCAAUCACUUUAUUUCCUUCUCGAGCCCGCACUGGGAGGUCUCUUUGGCAAGGAGGGGCAUGCCAAGUUCUACGUAGCCGGCGUGGUGAAUGCUUUCGAGCAUCUCCAUGGCAAGAAGAUCAUCUUCCGGGACCUGAAGCCAGAGAACUUGCUUCUCACAGAGCUUGGCCACAUCAAGCUGACUGACAUGGGCCUGGCAAAGGUUGUGGUCGGCAAGACCUAUACCACAUGCGGUACGCCCGACUACUUCGCACCUGAAAUGAUCGCAUCAGCUGGUCAUACAAUGGCCGUCGACUGGCGCUCCGAAUGUGUGUUGAGCUUUGAGCUCAUGGCUGGCCAUCCACCCUUUGAGUCGGCGCAUCCAAUGCAGAUCUACCAGAAGGUCAACAAGGGCAUCACGAAAGUGAACUUCCCUAACAAAAUGAAGGGCGUGGUUGAGGACCUUGUCAAGAAUCUCUGCAAGAAGGAGCCUGCAGACAGACUUCCGAUGAGGAAGGGUGGAGCUGGAAACGUUCGGAAGCACGCAUGGUUCAACACCUUCGAGUGGGAGAAGUAUGACAAUGGCAACAUGCCUUCACCAUACAAGCCUCAGGUGCGAGGGGCCUGA
Messenger RNA from Symbiodinium natans, 708 nucleotides. The record is from the annotation of a GenBank genome assembly. Lineage: Eukaryota; Dinophyceae; Suessiales; Symbiodiniaceae.